Selaginella moellendorffii is the source of this 1878-nucleotide messenger RNA. Its product is annotated as pentatricopeptide repeat-containing protein At4g02750-like. Gene Ontology annotation, molecular function: protein binding; RNA binding. The coding region runs from base 1 to 1878 and encodes 625 amino acids. The record is from RefSeq and is a predicted model, not a curated record. The transcript has a single exon. Gene Ontology annotation, biological process: RNA modification. NCBI's taxonomy places the organism in Eukaryota, Viridiplantae, Streptophyta, Lycopodiopsida, Selaginellales, Selaginellaceae.
AUGUAUGGAAAAUGUGGGAGCCUAAAGCAUGCUAGACAAGUAUUUGAUAACAUUUGUGUGAAAGACUCAUUCUCAUGGGAUUUCAUGCUCAUUGCCUACACAAGAAAUGGGGAUAUUGCAAACGCCAAAAAAUUCAUUGACCAGGAAAUGCCUUAUAGGACGAAAGUUUCUUCUACGGCAAUGCUAGACAGAUAUGCCCAAAUGGGUGAAAUACACCACGCGAAGUUGAUCUUUGAUACUAUGCCAGAACCUGACAUGAUCUCAUAUUCUACAAUGUUAGUAGGUUACGUACAGGCUGGAUAUUUUAAGCAGUCUAGGGAAAUGUUUCAAGAGAUGCCAUUGUGGAACCUUAUAGCUUGCACGGCAAUGGUGACAGCAUAUACCCAAUGUGGGCAUCUAGCAGGAUCAGUACAAGUAUUUGAGAACAUGCCAGAGUGGGACUUAGUUGCUUGGAACGCAAUGCUGGGAGCAUACUCAAGCCACUCACUCAUCGUAGAUGCAAAGAAGUUCUUUUCAUUAAUGGGCGAGCAUGACUUAGUAUCCUGGAACACGAUGCUAGCCGCAUAUUCCAGAACCGGGAAUCUCGAAGAUGCUAAGCUCACGUUUGAUAAGAUGCCGGAGCACAACCUCGUCACCUGGAACACUAUGCUAACUGGAUAUGCCCACCACGGGCAUAUCGAGCAAGCGAGAAACCUGUUCAGGGAAAUGCCUGCGCGGGAUUUAAUGUCCUGGAAUGCGUUUCUAGCUUCGUGCUGCAAGGCGGAGCGCUUAAAAGAGGUGGAGCUUCUAUUUCGUGAGAUGCCAGAGCGCGAUCUCGUGUCGUACAACAUACUUCUCACAUUGUAUUGUCGCAGUAAGAACUAUGGUGCUGCAAAAGAACUGUUUUCCCAGAUCGCUGUGGUCAACGUAAUAUCAUGCAAUGUUUUCCUUGCUUACCUUGCUCAGGAUCCAGACGUUGAACCGAUCAGAGAUUUUUUUGCCAAGAUGCCACAGAAAGAUCUUGUGUCGUGGACUGCACUGCUGGCUGCCUAUGCCCAAUCCGGGCAUGUAGAUUUCGCACGAUAUAUCUUUGAUACGAUGCCAGAGAGGGAUACCACGUCGUGGAACGCGAUGGUGGCGUCGUACACGCGUGGCGGUCAUCUGGAAGCCGCAAGGGCACUGUUUCUCGAAACUCCGCUCAAAGAUCUGAUCACCUGGAACACAAUCCUGUCAGCCUAUGCCCAAGCUGGUCAUGUCACAGAAGCGAUGCGUACCUUCAAUGAAAUGCCAGAGCGAGACGUAGUCUCUUGGAACACCAUCAUGUCUGCCUAUUUCCAAAGCGGUCGUGUCCUUCUUGCAAGACGAACGUUUGACGCCAUGCCCAGCAAGGAUUCGAUUUCCUGGAGCACCAUGCUGGCUGGGUACUCCCACGCUGGGCAUGCCAAAGACGCGCAGGACCUCUUCAUGGGCAUGAGCGCUCUGGACGCGGCCAGUGACGUCUGCUUUGUGCUGCUUCUCAUCUCGUGUUGUCAUGACGGGGAGCUGGAGACUGGCAAGUCGUGUUUCAUCUCCAUGGUGAUGGACUUUGGAAUUCGACCAACGAAGCAGCACUACUGUUGCAUGGUCCGGCUGUUUGGACGUGCCGGCUACGUGAAGGAGGCAGAGGAGCUUGUCGCGGCCAUGCCUUACGUGCCAGACGUGGUGGAGUGGGCGUCACUGCUCAGCACCUGCAAUUCAAACGAUCAGCACGUUGGAAGCACCGCGGCAAUGCGUGUCAUGGAGAUUGACUCCAGUGUUGCAAUUACUUACGUAUUGCUUGCCAACGCUUGUGCUGCUCCUCUGUCGCAGAGAGUACAGCCGAAGCAAGAAAAUGAUUCCUCCCGGUUGACUGUGACGUGA